This is a messenger RNA of Elgaria multicarinata webbii, 930 nucleotides long. RefSeq names its product RPA interacting protein (gene RPAIN). Gene Ontology annotation, biological process: protein import into nucleus. Bases 51 to 728 code for a protein of 225 amino acids. The transcript is spliced from 7 exons. The record is from RefSeq and is a predicted model, not a curated record. Gene Ontology annotation, cellular component: nucleus; PML body. NCBI's taxonomy places the organism in Eukaryota, Metazoa, Chordata, Lepidosauria, Squamata, Anguidae.
CGCAGCGGCCGGAAUCGGAUCGGCUUCCCUUGGCGGCGGGCGGGGAGAGGAUGGAGGCAGCGCUGGUUCAGCGGCGCCGGGCUCUGUACAAGGGCGUCGGGGCCCCUCCGUGGAAGGAGACCUUCCGACAGCGCUGUGUGGAGAGGCUGAAAAGCAGCCGGGCCCGGCUGCUAGACAGAUACCGCUACGCGGGAGGCAAUGCCACGCGUGAAGCGAGCGAAGUCCUGCUCGUGCAGGAGGUGAUGGAGGUGGAGUGGGAAGCCCUGAAAGCGGUGGAUCUGCAGCUGUCCUCCCUCCGGAAGCAAGACACUUUGCACCAGAUGCCGGAGGACCCUCUUGAUCUGGCGGUCCUGGAGGAAAUCCAGCAGGAGCUGGUCUUGCAAGAUCAGCUGGCCAUCGAGGAGUAUGAGCGGAGCUUGCGCUUUGACGAGGAAUGCCUCCACGCGAUGCUUGACAGUCUGGACGCGGAACACCGGAUUAUCUGCCCCGUUUGUAGACGGAACAACCUCAGCGUGAUGAGUCACUUGGUCGUGUGUCCAUGUGGGCUGCACAUUAGCACACAGGGGAUGUCGGAAAAGAAGCUUCAAAGGCUUCUGGAAGACAGCGUGACGGAACACGGCCACCGCUGCCUGGGCGGUCCUGAGUUUGCCGUUACGGACGGGAUGGAAGGAGAAGCCAACCUCCUUAUGAGCUGCCAGGUGUGCGAUUCCUGGGCGGUCAUUUUGUAAUCUCAGCUGCACUACAGCCCCGCCAGGGACCGCCGAUGCUGCUAUGAGUAUCUCUUCCGCUUCCGAGAAGCAGUUUGUGUGUAGGACACACAUACGUAUCUGACUGCAAAAAGUGUCCUUUAAUUGUUUGUGUUUCUAACUUAAAUGGAUCUGUGCACUUUUGUACACUGCUCUGCUGAAUAAAACCCCCCUUUUAAGUUAA